This is a messenger RNA of Cetraspora pellucida, 207 nucleotides long. Lineage: Eukaryota; Fungi; Glomeromycota; Glomeromycetes; Diversisporales; Gigasporaceae. The record is from the annotation of a GenBank genome assembly.
AUUGAACGAAAAACAAAGAAUCGAAGUCAAAAAAUCUCAAAUGAAAAAGAAGAAAAGAAAAAUUCUAUCGUAAUUAAUUACAAUAUUAAUAACGAACAAUUGAAAGAAGGAAAAUAUUCACAAAUAAUAUUAAAGAAUGUUGUAAUAGAAAAUAUUAGUCUUUUAAAACAACGAGUAGAAUUUAAAUCUAUCGAUUUUACUACAUAA